Molecule: messenger RNA, 1419 nt
Organism: Homo sapiens (human)
Lineage: Eukaryota; Metazoa; Chordata; Mammalia; Primates; Hominidae
Gene: ATP6V0E1
Product: ATPase H+ transporting V0 subunit e1
Exons: 4
Coding region: 91-336 (81 amino acids)
Biological process (GO): proton transmembrane transport
Cellular component (GO): proton-transporting V-type ATPase, V0 domain; membrane
Molecular function (GO): proton-transporting ATPase activity, rotational mechanism
Source: RefSeq, marked reviewed
GCACACGCUGGUCACGCGGUCAGCUAUUGACACUUCCUGGUGGGAUCCGAGUGAGGCGACGGGGUAGGGGUUGGCGCUCAGGCGGCGACCAUGGCGUAUCACGGCCUCACUGUGCCUCUCAUUGUGAUGAGCGUGUUCUGGGGCUUCGUCGGCUUCUUGGUGCCUUGGUUCAUCCCUAAGGGUCCUAACCGGGGAGUUAUCAUUACCAUGUUGGUGACCUGUUCAGUUUGCUGCUAUCUCUUUUGGCUGAUUGCAAUUCUGGCCCAACUCAACCCUCUCUUUGGACCGCAAUUGAAAAAUGAAACCAUCUGGUAUCUGAAGUAUCAUUGGCCUUGAGGAAGAAGACAUGCUCUACAGUGCUCAGUCUUUGAGGUCACGAGAAGAGAAUGCCUUCUAGAUGCAAAAUCACCUCCAAACCAGACCACUUUUCUUGACUUGCCUGUUUUGGCCAUUAGCUGCCUUAAACGUUAACAGCACAUUUGAAUGCCUUAUUCUACAAUGCAGCGUGUUUUCCUUUGCCUUUUUUGCACUUUGGUGAAUUACGUGCCUCCAUAACCUGAACUGUGCCGACUCCACAAAACGAUUAUGUACUCUUCUGAGAUAGAAGAUGCUGUUCUUCUGAGAGAUACGUUACUCUCUCCUUGGAAUCUGUGGAUUUGAAGAUGGCUCCUGCCUUCUCACGUGGGAAUCAGUGAAGUGUUUAGAAACUGCUGCAAGACAAACAAGACUCCAGUGGGGUGGUCAGUAGGAGAGCACGUUCAGAGGGAAGAGCCAUCUCAACAGAAUCGCACCAAACUAUACUUUCAGGAUGAAUUUCUUCUUUCUGCCAUCUUUUGGAAUAAAUAUUUUCCUCCUUUCUAUGGAAAUCUGGGCUCGGUGUUUGUAAAGUUCAUUUUUAUAAGCUUUUCUAUCGCUACAUAAUGCCUUUUUAAAAAAUGAUUUUGUAGUCUAAACUUAGGUUGAGUAUAUAAACCCUGCCAUGUAGCUUGAGAUGCCUGAAAAGACUGGUAAGUGCGUUUCUUAAUCGUUCAGUAACUAUUUGAGUGCCUACUGCAGCCAAGGCACUGGAGGGAUCAAAGAUGUGUAAAUUUGGAGUCCCUGCAAGUUCACAAGCUAUUUGGAGAGAUAAGGUUAGUAUACAUAGAACUGUAAUAUAAGGUUGUGUUGGAGCAUUGUCCUUAAAGAUGGUACCAUGGUGAGCAGUUCAAGGUUACCUGCCAGCUGCAGAACAAGGCAGCAAAUGCUCCUGAGAUGGAACCAUCACAGCCUCAGACAUAGGACUAAAGAAGUCAAGAGUGAUUAAAAAGCCAGGGGCAGGAGACAGUAAUUUUGUAUUUCAGUAGCAGGCAUCUCGAUACACUAAUUUGAGAGCUUUAUUACUUUUAAGAAAUUAAAAAUUAAAAUGAACCUAAAUUUUCA